Molecule: messenger RNA, 3156 nt
Organism: Aspergillus fijiensis CBS 313.89
Lineage: Eukaryota; Fungi; Ascomycota; Eurotiomycetes; Eurotiales; Aspergillaceae
Product: ATPase
Exons: 8
Coding region: 1-3156 (1051 amino acids)
Molecular function (GO): ATP hydrolysis activity; ATP binding
Source: RefSeq, a predicted model, not a curated record
AUGACGACCACAUUGACUACCACGGAGGUUGACCUUACCCUCCAACUCGGACACGAGGAUCAAUCGUCAGAGACCGAUCAAACCCCGCCUGAUGCAAUUCCACGGGCAACAGUGGAGGAGUGGUUUGAAACCAGCAAACGCUCGCUCUCGCAGUUUGAGGAGCUGGAAAGCCGGACUCAGAAAGUUGUGGAGGCCCAUAGCUUUGACUGGCAAGAUGCCUUACGAGACAUCUCUCACAGUCUCUUUGAGGAGAUGCAGAUGCUGCGGCAAAUGAACAAGUCGCUGGCCGCGCUACUCGAUGGGCCGCGAAAGGAGAACGAGAACGAUAGGGGCGAGGAACAGGAUGAGGGGGAGGAGGAGAACGAGUCAAAUAAAGACGAGGAGGAAGACACCGCGGAAAUGGAGAUCUCUAUGGCACAGAUCCGUCAUCUGCCUUGGGCCGAAGUGGCCCUGUUUAGGACUCCGCCCCCGAAGCGCUUUGCCGUUGAGCAACUUGGUGCCUCUUUAGCAUCGGAUAUGGAAUUACCCAUCCUCGCCGGAGAAGCCACAGACUGUUUGCCGCUGAACACCAUGCCUGAACGAAUUCGCCUCAAUUGCCAUCGGCUUAAGAGCUUUCUUGAUUAUCAGUUCUGCAGCGGGGAGUUGCCCUACAAUGGUCAGAGCCCCCUGUCAAUUCUCCGACCAUUCAAACUGCUACUCUAUCUUGACAAGCCAAUUCGGUCUAAGGUGGCGGAGUUCGAAACGAUUCGGAAAGAACUACAGGACUCAUCCGAAGAGGAGUAUAUACAGGCUCUUCAUGAUUCUCCAGUGCUCGGGGUCCUUGAGCUGACGGCUCUAAUCAUGGAUUGUCGCUGCUUGGUGCAGUUCAUGGAUGAUACCCUUCGUCCAGCACAAACGCACCUGGCCGCUGCUCCAGACAUGGUACGCUUUGUUGAUCUCUGGUUCGUCUUUGCUCAAGGUUCUCUGGUCUACAUCAAAGGUAGCAGCCCUCCCCAGAAGAUUUGGAAGGUGGUGCAACGGACCGGCGGCCGUCGAAUCCUGGAAACCUCCGAGCAGUUCAACGACGAAAAAAGCAUUGGUAGCUGGACUCCCCUGGUAUUAGACUGCUUCUAUCUGGACUUCGACGGGGUUCGAUUUAUUCCUGUCUUCCGUCAGUUCGAAAUUAGUGGUUUUGAUGGCGUUCAGGCCGCCAAGUCGCUCCCCGUGCUCCCGCUCCCGGUAGCGGAGCGGGAGGGAUUCGCCGACCGAGCGCACCUCAUGGCCCGGGGAAAGCAAUUCGUCGACUGCACCCAGAAAGUUUUGCAUCUGAAUUACAGUGGCAGAUGUCACUAUUUGGACCCCUCUGGUCGCAAACUGACCGACUUAGUCGACAAAAUCCCCCGGAGCGCCUCCUGCUACUCGGAACAGAUCGACAGCGAUGUGAUUGUGGACUUCACCCGUGCCUUGGGGGAAAUCCCCUGGUGGCGCCCCGUGACGGUGGAUCAUGCCUUUGGGGAAACCUCAACGUCUGAGACAGGAACAGCACUCUGGAUCGAGAAGGAUGGGACCUGGGAUAAGCGAUUUACGGAUGACUUUAUGGACGCCCAGAACCGCAUGUGGGACUCCUGGGUCAAGACUGGAGGCGGGCCAACUGGUGAUGAUCUGAUGAUUCUGCCCGACCGGGUUUUUGCCUUCGUGCUGUCGACCAGACGAUGGGCUUGUCUUCGGAUCGGGCGUGGACCUAAUGGUGCUGAGCGCUUGCAGGAGAGACCAAAGAAAGACAACCCUUGGUUGAAAUUGCGCCUCCCAGAUGGCCACAAGGAUCUAGUGCAGUCCUUGAUCCACUCGCACUUUGCCAAACAGAAAUCUGGAGGUGUGCAUUUUGACUUGUUGAGAAACAAAGGGAAUGGAGUAACGAUCCUCUUACAUGGGGUCCCGGGCGUCGGGAAAACGUCGACAGCUGAGUGCGCGGCAAUAAGUAAUGGCAGACCUCUACUCCCUGUAACAUGUGGUGAUCUUGGACUUACUGCAGGCGAAGUGGAGGAGAAGCUCAAGGAAGUCUUUCGUCUCGCCCAGGACUGGGGCUGCAUCAUGCUCCUGGAUGAAGCGGAUGUGUUCCUGGCUCAACGCCGGGCAUAUGACGUGGAGAGAAAUGCGCUGGUGUCUGUUUUCCUCCGCACCCUGGAGUACUACGAGGGCAUCUUAUUCCUCACCACCAACCGAGUCGGAGUCUUCGAUGAAGCCUUCAAGUCCCGGAUCCACAUGUCACUGUAUUACCCGCCGCUGAAUUGGCCGCAAACCUACGAAAUCUGGUCCAGUCACAUCGAUGUGGCGAACGAGGCCGGGGUCGUUGCUGACAAAGGGGAGUUGACCAGCCUCGCGAAUGAAAUCUUCUACGCGCAAGCCCGCCCGGGAUCGGGCCCUGUCUGGACGGCCGGCAGAUCCGCAAUGCCUUCCAGAGGGGCCCAGAUCGAGCUCCGGAGAAAUUAUUUUGUCAAUGUCUUCACGGUCUCCGAUAACUUCAGCAGAUAUAUCUGGACGACACAGAAUAGGCAAGACGACGCGGAACGCAAUCGAGGCUCGAUGGUACGACGAGACGACUAUGUUUAUGAUGGAUCGGGGGUGCUCAACCUGCAGCCUCCUCAGCAAUCGACUGCUGGGUUGCAGCCUGUAUACGCGCCGGGAGGCAUACAGUCCACCCCUUCGCCGUUUGGCCACUCGAACCAACCGCAAAUGGGGAGUUUGAGCGGCGGUGGGCAGCCUUAUCCAGGCGACCCCCGCAAUCUCCAGACCGGCAUUCAGGGCCCUCCCGUUGUUCCCCUGGGUCAGCCCUCCAUUCUGCAAUUGCAAGAACCUAGCCCACAACUGACACUCCCUGCUCAACUGAAUAUGCCAAGCAAUAAUGGCCUGAAAGACAAUUAUACCUUACAACACUUGCUGCAACAACAACAACAAAAACUAUCAAAUCCACAACUGACAGUGCAACCGCAAAUUAGCCUAUCCAGAAACAACAGCAUUGCCGACAAUUAUACUUUGCAACAGUGGCAGCAACAGCAACAGCAACAGCACAUUCCUCGAUCUGAGGUUCAGGCAUCGCAGAACCCAACCACUACACCAGAGUCUGGACUACCGUCUCUCGGCCAGAAUUUCAAUCACCCUUCGCCAAAUAUGCCAUGA